AUGGUUUUUGUCUCUCCUCCGCAGCAGCUCGUUAUGGCGUUCACCGCGGUGCUGCUGGUGUUCGUGAUGUUCCCGAGGCUGUUCGGCGGCGGCAGCAGGGACAAUCAACCGUACGAGUCGCGGAGCAACCGGAGAGCAGGUCCCGGUCCAGGUAUUGGAGCAGGCGCUGUGAGGAAUCAGCAGCAGCUCCACAAGAGCGCAGCGCCUCAGAUGAGCCACAGUGUGGAAAACAUGCAGCAGAUGAAGAAACUGAUGGAGCAGGAGCUCAAGAGCGACAAAUACAAAUCCAACAACAACAAGGGCUACGUCUUCACACUCAUGCCCAUCUACGCUAUCGGGGUCGGCCUCUUUGCUGCUUACAAGUUUCUCAAGAUCAAGUCUGCAAGUGACUCUGAAGCUCAAAAAGCCAAAACAGCUCGAGGAGUGAAGAAAUCCGAGGAAACUGAGAAUCAGCUGAAUGAGUUGGAGCAAAGGUUGGCUCAGACAGAGAAGAUGCUCAACUCGAUACUGACACAACUGGACCCGCUAACAAACUGUGUGAAAUCUGUUGCCAUGGAGCAGAAGAACGAGAUCAUGUCGCAGCUGCAGUGCAUUCGCCAGCUAAUGAAGAAGAGGGGCAUGGAGUGUCCAAACAUCAGGAUAGAAGAGCCGAGCUGUGAACGCAAUCUAGACCAGCUCAUCCAGACUCUAUCUGCAGCAGAAACACAGCCAGAAACCAGUCAGGAAACACAGACCAGUGCAGAAACACCGCAGACGGAAGAGGAAGUGGAAGAGGAAGUGGACUCACAACUGGAAGAGGAAAUGGACAGUGACUCUAGUCUGCCUUCCCUUGAGGAAAGUGUAGACGAUGUUUCUGACGGUCAGAAACUUCCAGAAGAGCUGGCUGAAGGAUUACGGAGGCGCCAUAGACCAGAGUAGGAGAAUCAGACGGAGAGGGAUAUUUAUAUUUAUUUAUUUAAUUCGUUGUUAUGAAGUGCUCAGUGUCUUCGUCGUGUGUUUAAUGUUAACAUUACUUCGGAUUUCUUAACCCUUUAUUUGAAAUGCUCAUUGGUAAAGCCAAGGAUAGCCUGGGGUUAUUACAAAACGUUUAUAGCAUAAAAACAUAUUGUAAACAAUGUUAGUGAAGUUUCCAUAAACAGUUCUAAAGGGUUAAUACACUAUCAUUCUGAAUAUUUAUAUUGUUAAUCAUAUUAUUAUUAAUUUUAUUUGGUUAAAAGUCUUUUCUGCUCACCAAAACUGCACUUAUGUGAUAAUACAAUACAGUAACAAUCGUGAAAUAUUUGUACAAUAUUAAAUAGCUGGUUUUUAUUUCAAUAUAUUACGAAAAAUUAAUUAAUUCCUGUUAUUGAAACCUGAAUUUUCAGCAUUAUUACUGUUUAGUUUCACACAAUUCUUCCGAUUUCAUUGCAAUAUGCUGACUUUAUAAUCAAGAAGCAUUUUUUUUAUUAUUUCUGAGGAAAACAUUAUGACACACAUUUUCUUUCAGGAUUCGUUGAUUAAAAGGAAGUUGAUACAAACAGCAUUUAAUUAAAAUCAAUUUAUUGUGUACGUUUAAAAUGAUUUGAUGUCAAUUCGUAUCCACAUCGGAAUGAACCACCAAUUAUUCCGGCAUAUCUCCCUUCCAGCCACUACCCCUUACUGGGAGGGGGGGAGUAAAUAACGACUGAACAAACGAAUGAAUGAAUGAGUGAAUGAAUGAAUAAAUAAUAUAAAUUUCAGUGUGGAGUUUGCAUGUUCUCCCCGUGUUGGCGUGGGUUUCCUCCGGGUGCUCCGGCUUCCCCCACAGUCCAAACACAUCCGCUAUAGGGGAAUUGACUGAAUUAAAUUGGCAGUAGUGUAUGAGUGUAUUGCGCAUGAGUGUGUAUGGAUGCUUCCUAGUCGUGGCGUGGGUUGCAGCUGGAAGGGCAUCGGCUGCGUAAAACAUAUGCCAGAAUAGUUGGCGGUUCAUUCCACUGUGGCGACCCAUGAUCAAUAAGGGACUAAGCCGAAGAAGAAUAAAUGAAUGAAUGAAUUAUUCAAAAAAAUAUUAACUCUGCCUCUUACUGACUUUGAAACUAAUUUAUUUUCCUAUGACAUCAUCAAGGCAAAGUGGGAGGGGCAUAUAAUGUCAUCCAAUAGCUAAACAACAAUUCAGGCAUCAUUUUAAUUGUCAUUUAGCCUUUUUAAAAUCUUUACAACAGUUAAAGCAAUAGAGGAAUUUAAUAGAGGUUAAUAUAAUGAAGGUUAUGGCAAAAAAGCGAAUAAUAAUAAUAAUAAUAAUGCGAUGUCUUACAUUACAGAUGCAGUGAGAAUGGCGUUUUGUGUUUACUUCAUUACAUGUGCUUUACUUUUGACUCCUAGUCUUGUAUAUAAGUGUGUUUGUUUCUCUCUGACAGAGUGAGGUUUGAUUUGCAUGUUUGUGGAGCAGAUUUUACACACAGCCGCAUGUUUCUGACACACAACCAUGUGUCCUGAAGCUUAUGAAACAUGCACAAACUUUUGAUGAGCUUUAAAACUUUGAGCUUUAUAAUUAUGCUUUCAUUUUGAAUGAAAUACCAAACACUAAAUGCCACUGAAUGCUAGAACAUGCACGCUGUUGCUGUCUGUGCCAAUUUUCAGCUUUAAUGUUUUCUUUUUGAACUGCUUUAUCAUAUGAUGUUACAGAUGUUUUAGCAAUAGAUUACCCUCUUAUUGAAGUUUUCAUCAGAAUAGUGAUAUAUUCACUCUUGAGGGAGAAACAGAUGUGUUGAGAGAAGAGAAAUCCAAAUAUUCAGACAGGUAUAUUUAGUUGUGGGUUGCUGCUGUGCUUUAGGCGUCAUCAUAAAUCUGCUCUUGUAUAUCAGAAUGAGAUUUAUUUGUAUUUUUUGGCAUGAUUUAUCCUCUGAUUUGGAUGAUUGGCAUGUGAUGAGACUGUUUCUGCUGUUUAUGUGGUUUGAAUAUGUUUGUUAUGAGCUGCUGCUGAAAGCCUUAAAUAAACUCCAAAUAUUCAAUACAA
Danio aesculapii is the source of this 2974-nucleotide messenger RNA. RefSeq names its product coiled-coil domain containing 107 (gene ccdc107). Gene Ontology annotation, cellular component: neuronal cell body; neuron projection; intracellular membrane-bounded organelle. Gene Ontology annotation, biological process: protein localization to cell surface; synaptic transmission, cholinergic. Lineage: Eukaryota; Metazoa; Chordata; Actinopteri; Cypriniformes; Danionidae. The record is from RefSeq and is a predicted model, not a curated record.